UAUAAGUGAUGAUGAUGUAUCACCACCAUUCGAGGAAGUCCCGUUAGAUUUAACAAAUAUAUCAAAAGACUGGCUUGAUGGAAGCCGUGGUUUUUGUUCCAUUGAAUGUUCUGUUCAUCUUGAACAAUUGGUCUGUGAAACUAAAAGAGAUGUCUUUAACAAAGAUGGUGCUCAGAACAUAAUGCAAAUACAUAGUGCUAUGGAGCCAAAAGCGCAAAAGAGAGAUGGGAAUAACGAAGAUCAAAAUUUUAAUAUAUGGUAUUGUAACAAUCCUUGUUUUUGCGGGUUUGAUAGUGAAGAUAUGAUGGAUGCAAAGCAAAUUGUUAAAUAUACAGAUGCAAAGAGUCAUAGGAAACAAAAAGAAAGUGGUCGAAUGUUUUUGACUUAUCAAAAUAUACAGAAAACUUAUUGA
Molecule: messenger RNA, 412 nt
Organism: Entrophospora sp. SA101
Lineage: Eukaryota; Fungi; Glomeromycota; Glomeromycetes; Entrophosporales; Entrophosporaceae
Source: the annotation of a GenBank genome assembly